Molecule: messenger RNA, 2679 nt
Organism: Ectocarpus siliculosus
Lineage: Eukaryota; Phaeophyceae; Ectocarpales; Ectocarpaceae
Source: the annotation of a GenBank genome assembly
CGCUAACACGCUAACAAACUCCUCUCCCAUGGCGAAAGACAAGGGCGCGGUGGAGUCUGCAAGAGGAGGCAGCCGUGCCGCCAAAAAGCGUCGCAAGCAGAAAGGCAAGGCGAGCGCCUCGGGCGGCAGCACCCAGCCGACAGCAUCAUCACCAUCCGGCAGCAAUCCGGUGCCACCAUCCAAACCAGGGAGCAGCAGGGAUGAUACCCGACUUGCUACUGCGGCUGGGAGCGCCAAGCGCAAGCGCAAGUCGAUCACCGCUGCUACGUCUAAUUCAGCAGGGCAACCGCCUGUAGCAUCGGGCAAUGGGGCUGCCACCGGAGGUGGCAGCAGCAACGGAGACGGUGACGGGGCCGGCAGCGGCAGCGGCAGCAGCAGGCGCUCUGGCCACCAGAAGCCAGCGCGUACAACAAUCGAUGCGUCCGCGGCCGACGAUCGGUCUCGUCUCUUGCUGGAGCUCGACGCUCAAGGAGUGCUUUCGGACCCGGAUGUCGAGAGCGGCUUGAAAGCUCGGCAGCUGUUGCAGUGGAUCAUCGCUCCGCUGUCGGUGGAGGAGUUCUACGGCACGUACUGGGAACGGAAUCCCUUCGUCGUGCGCGGGCGGCGGGCGGACUACUUCUCCGGCUGGCUGGAAACCUCCGACUUGGAGGCAUUCAUCUCGGGGCAGUCCAUGCAAUAUGGCACCGACCUCGACGUCACCAACUACGUCAACAAGCGCCGCGUCACCCUCAACCCUGCCGCACCCGCACCACCUCCGGAGCAAUCGCCGUCGCCGCCGCCGAAAAAAGGCGGCCACAAGGGCAAGGGUAAAGGCGGUCCUUCCACCAGCGGCAACGGCGCGAGUGGCGACGCCCAUCUUGCCGCAACAGGGAGGGCAGGGGGCGCCGUGGUUACCCCCAAGUUCGUGUGGCAGAAGUUCAGGGAGGGGUGCUCGCUGCGGAUGCCGUGCCCCCAGAAGUUCAGCGACCCCCUGCACCUGCUGCUGUCGGCGCUGGAGGAGGAGUUCGGGUGCAUGGUUGGUUCUAACGUCUACCUCACACCUCCGAGGAGCCAGGGGUUCGCGCCCCACUGGGACGACAUCGAGGCCUUCUUGCUGCAGGUGGAAGGCCGGAAGCGUUGGAGGGUGUACCCCCCCACGGAUGACCAGGCCGUUCUUCCCAGGCUGUCGUCGCCCAACCUGACGGACGAACAGGUGGGAGAACCGGCACUGGAGGUAGUGCUGGAGCCCGGCGACUUGCUCUACUUGCCGAGGGGGUGGGCGCACCAGGCGGAGACCGUGGGAGACGAGGCCUCGCUUCACAUCACCGUGUCCGCCAUGCAGGGAAACUGCUGGGCGGAUUUGGUUGAAGGACUGGUGCCUCAGGCCGUCGCCAGCGCUGUCCAGGCAAACCAAGAGCUGCGGUCCGGUCUCCCUCGGGAUUACUUGGAAUACAUGGGCGUUGUUCACAGUGAUGAGGAGGACAAACGCAGAGACAUGUUCAAGGCCAAGAUGAGGAAAAAGCUCGGGCUUAUCGUCGAGGAGGCUAUCGAGCUCUUAGACGCGGCGGCGGAUCAAAUGGGAAAGAGGUACAUUUCGGACCGCCUGCCCCCGGUGUUGGAAGAGAGCGAGGAGCUUUCGUCAGUGGUAGAGAGAGGGGACGGGGCUAUCACUCCCCUCACCAAGCUUCGCCUGGCGAGGAGAGGGUGCGCAAGGCUGGUGCUCGAAGACGGCGUUGCGGUAGUUUACCACUGCAUGGACAACUCCAGGGUGCAUCACGGCAACGCCAUGAGUCCUCUGCAGUUCGAGCUGGACGACGCGCCGGCGCUGGAGGUGCUGUUGUCGGCGUACCCUCGCCCCGUGACGGUGUCGGACCUGCCGCACCCCCCCACCGAGGACCUCGAGGACAAGGUUGGCAUCGCCGCUGCGCUGUUCAAGGAGAGCUUUAUGCUGAUCGUGGACGACGCCGAGGACGACGAUGAUGCCGAUGGUGGUGAUGGUGAUGGUGGUGGUGAAUCCUCCUCGGAUAAGCAGGGGACAGGGAAUGGCGCUGGGUCGUUGCAGCAGAUGGAGGAGGAGGAGGAGGAGGAUGAAGACGGAGACGGCUUGUGAUCUGGCCAGCGAAUUAGAUACCGCUGUGGAGUAGGGUCGGGAAUGGAAGAGAGGGGAUGUCAAGUAGGAGAAGAGAGAAAAAGUGGUUGGCAUAGUAUACAUGCAAAGUGUUUUGGCGAUUGUAUCCGCCCCGUUCAAUUGGUCGUUUCCAGAAUACGCGGUAAGUAUUGAGUAUACGCAACAUUCUCGGGAGGCAGCAAUUUAGCGCAAGCAAAUUAUUCGAUACGGAGAGAGUGCGUAGUACGCCCUCGAUUUUGGUUAUGACAGCCCCAAACGAAACGCAAUACGUCAUUAUCCAAAAGGCGAAACGAACGAAUAUGCGGGCCGGCGCUGGGACAAAAAAGCAGGUCAACAGAUGGCGGCUUCUGUACAUAUUUGGUGGGGCGGCUGGUGUGGUUUAGAUGAGAAUUGGAUGCGAAUGAACCACCGAUUUUUGGUAUCUUUGUUGUGUUUUUGUGAUGUUCCAUUGUUCGAUUAUCGUCGAAACCCCUAAACCACAGUAGUAGGACAAAAUAGCGACGUCUGCGCGGCUCGUUGCAUUUUCUGUUGUGCAACGCGUACAUCGAAAUUAACUGGAACCUAACACCCGC